This is a messenger RNA of Nilaparvata lugens (brown planthopper), 1422 nucleotides long. RefSeq names its product leucine-rich repeat extensin-like protein 5. The transcript has a single exon. The record is from RefSeq and is a predicted model, not a curated record. Lineage: Eukaryota; Metazoa; Arthropoda; Insecta; Hemiptera; Delphacidae. The coding region runs from base 1 to 1422 and encodes 473 amino acids.
AUGAAUCUGAAUGAUGGUUAUUCAUAUCCAAAGCCUUAUCAACCAUUCACUUUCCCAACUACACCAACUCCUUCCACAACACCAGAAGUCUACCCACAACCCUCUAAUGAUCAGCUUCAAGCCAUCAGACCAUCAAACAAUAAUGGUUAUAACUAUCCAAAGCCAGCCAACCAAUUUUUGCUUCCUUCUGAGCCAGUGAAGGACAACGAGUCACCAAGCCCAUCCAACAACUUUGGAACUGUGCUGAUUCCUGAGAAUGUCAAGAGGAAACCCAAAGUGAAAUUCACAUUGCCUACAACUGCAGCACCAGUUGUCACUACACCAAGACCAACUGAACCAGACACUAAUAUAGAACCAGCUGCAGCUCAAAACCCAGUGGUUGCAGUGCAGGUUGUCAAGGAUAAAGAAGAUCACCAUACAUUAGAGGAGCAAUGUAGUCAUGCUUUCCACAGUUUCCUAUGUAACACUCCCAAGAGGAAACGUCCGCGUCCUGAUGGAAGACUGUAUUCAGCAUAUCUUGCCAAACCUACACCAGCAAUUCAACCAGCACCUUCCAAUAACAACCCUGAAAGACUGAAACCAAGCGUCACAACAAAGGCACCAUACAAGAAAAUAGAGACUACUACAGAAAAUAAUGAUUUGGAAGAAGCGCCAGCUCCAUCCUCCAAUCAGCAGCAAGCUCUUCCAUUCAACGGUUACAACUAUCCCAACCCAAAAACACCAUUCAAUUCACCAGCCAAAUCCACCACACCUAAAUAUGACACAGCACCAUCAAAUCCAAUCGAGAAUAAAGCACCGUUUGGAUACUCUUACCCAAAACCAUCACCUGCCUUCAAUAUACCUAUCUCAACAACUACCACAGCUGCACCAGUACCCGAGUUCAUUGAUGAGACUAGACAGUCCGGGUCUUUUGAGAAUUUGGGCUACUCUUAUCCUAAACCCUCACCCUCCGAAAGACUCCCGUCUGCAGCUGAACCUUCUCCGAAUAUUUUGAAAGUGGAUGAAAGCAAAGAGUCAACCGGCUAUUCUUACAAUGUUCCCACUAAAUCAUUCACGCUACCUACAAGACCACCAACAACUUUAGCUCCAUAUUUCGACAUUGAUGUCAGAUCAGCUAGUCGAGAUUCACCAUCUCUCCUACAGCCUGCACAAAAUACAUUUGGUCAAGGAUACAACUAUCCACGUCCUGACACAUCAAAACAACUUCAGUUGCCAUCAAAUAAACCGUUCUUCGACACAAACUCUGCCAAAACCAACAAACCCAUAGAAAGUAAGCCUACUCCUCCUACAUCCAUUUCAGAGCAGCUGCCCAAAAUUGAUGAAGACCAGUUUCCGUUCUCAUUUUUCAAAAAAGCAACAACAAAACCCAAAGUCAAGGAUCCACUACCUCGUGACAGUGAUCUAAUUAUCUUGAAACUAUAA